AUGAAGGUGAAAAUAUUUUCAAGUAAAAAAGAUAAAAAAUCAGAUAUACCCCAAUCAGCAUCACAGCAUAAUGCACUAAAUUUAAUUCAACAACAGCAACAACAACAACUAAUGCCGGGUAUAGGGCAUCAGCAAAUACAACAACAAAUACAAAUUAAAGCACAUGAUUUUUGUGGAACUGUAAUGAUAUUGGGUAAUACAGAGAGCGGAAAAACAACAUUACAGAGACAAUUGGAUAUAUUAUAUGGUACAGAAGCAUUGGAUCCAAAAUACUAUCAAAGAUUAAUUUACGCAAAUACAUUAGCAACCUUAAUUCGUUUUAUAGAAAACAGUGAGCUUUUAAAUGUUUUAUUAUUACCAGACAAUGUAGAAAGAGUUAAAAGAGUAUUAAGCCAACCCUCUGAGUUGGCAAGAAAUAAACUACCAAGAUUUCCCUUAAAACUUGGUUGGGAUUGUAAAUGUUUAUGGGAAGAUAAAGGUAUUCAAGCCGUGUACGCUCAUUCAAAACACUGCUCCGAAUUUAGAACACCAGGUAGACCAAAAUAUUAUAUGGAUAGAAUGUUUAAAGUAUUUGACCCACAUUAUACACCAACAGAAAUGGAUAUUAUAAGUGCAUAUGACCAAAACGAUUCAAUUCAAUCAUCAACUAUACUAUAUAAAAGAUUUAAAGUAGAUUUAUUUGGUUCAUCAGGUAAAGAGUCAACACCAAAAAAUUGGGGAGGUCUAUACCAAAGUUAUAAACCAAACUAUAUAUUCUAUGUUGUAGCAUUAAAAGAUUAUUUUUCAGAUCAAUUUCAAACACCAGAUUCAUCAAUUGCAGAAAUCUGCCGUACCCAUGUUCAUAAAAAUUUAUUAUUAGAAUCAUUAAAUUCAUUUGAAAGUUUAGUUAGAUCAGAGUUAUUUGAAAAAUCACUUGCGGUCAAUUUAAUUUUUAAUACAAGUGAUAUAUUUUAUGAAAAUAUAAAGCAGUUUGAUCUAAGAUCAUGCUUUCCAGAUUAUGAUGGUACAAAUGACCCAGAACAAGCAAUUUCUUUUAUUUCAGAUAAAUUUAGUAAAUUUUUAACAGAUAAAGAAAAACCUUUUAAAAUUCAUGUUGUAAAUUUAUUGGAUAAAGCAAAUGUAAGAGAUGAAUUUGAAAUGAUUUUAGAACAAUUAAGAUUAGAUGCAGAAAAGAGGGGUUUCACAACACCAUGGACAUCACAUAACUCAUCACCAGUAUCAUCAAUUGGUUCAAACAAUUCAAGUCGUUUACCAACUAAUACAUCAGUUCAAAUACCAGGUUUAUACGAUAUUGAAGUUAGUAAUAAACGUCAACAACAAAUAUUACAACAACAGCAUCUAUAUCAACAACAACAACAGCAACAGCAACAGCAACAGCAACAACAUCAUCACCCAACAAGUACUAUUGGUAGUAUGGGUAAUAACUCAAUUAGUAGCGCACUAGAUUCAAAUACAGAUAGUAGUUAUAGCAAUAGUGAGUCAGCAUGUUCAUCAAUGACCUCAUUACCAUCCAUCGCAACCACUACAACCACAACCACCACAACAUCACUAACAUCCUCAAAUAAAUCGGUUGGUAAAGAACCAAAACCAUCAAAAGAACCAAAAUCAAAAGAAUCAAACCCUCCAAAACCACUAAAAGAACCAAAAGUUAAAGAAGAAAAACCUCCAAACCCAUCAAAAGAACCAAAAGUUAAAGAAGAAAAACCUCCAAAAGUAAAAGAAGAAAAACUUCCAAAAGUAAAAGAAGAAAAACCUCCAAAAGAAUCAAAACAACCAAAAGUUAAAGAAGAAAAAGCUCCAAAACCAGCCAAAGAAGAAAAACCCGCCAAAGAAUCAACACCAAAGAAGAAGAAAGUUAAGGGCUCGACCAUUGCAUCAAUCCAAUCAGGCCAUGGAUCACUCCAAGGUAGAAGAAAAAAUAUGGAAGAUACACACGCAUUAUAUGAUAAUUUAUUAGCUGAAACCAAGUAUCCAGGCACAAAAGAAGAUCAAAUCUCAUACUAUGCAGUUUACGAUGGUCAUGGUGGUACCGAAACAUCAAAAGCUCUCGAACCCAUUGUACAUAAAUGUUUGGUCGAAACCCAAGCCUUUAAAGAUGACGAUUAUGAAAAAGCAUUCAAAGACGCAUAUACUGAAGCUGAUAAAUUAGUAAUACCCAAAUGUGAAAAGAGUGGUAGUACAGGUGUAUCUGCAUUAUUAGUUGGUACAACUCUUUAUACUGCAAAUGUCGGUGAUUCUGAAAUUGUAUUGGCACGUACAACCCAAAAUAGCACACCAAAGAAUCUAAUUUAUGAGCCAGUAUUACUUUCAUACAAACAUUUAGCAAGUGAUGAUCAAGAAAAGAAGAGAAUUACAGGUAUGGGUGGUAUGAUUAUUUUCAAUCGUCUUUUUGGUAGUUUGGCCGUAAGUCGUUCAUUUGGUGAUAAAGAAUAUAAAGAAGGUGAAAAGAAAUUCUGUGUUGCUGAUCCAUAUCAAACAACAACCGAAUUAACCAACCGUGACCAUUUCUUCAUUUUAGCUUGUGAUGGUCUUUGGGAUAAAAUAAAUUACGAAGAAGCCGUUGAAAUAGUUCAAAAAAAUAUAAAAUUAGGCAAAACUUCAGAAGAAAUUUCUCAAAUAUUAGCUCAAGAUUCCUAUGAUCGUGGUUCUACUGAUAAUAUCACUGUAUUAGUUGUAAUAUUAAAUUGGAAAUAA
Molecule: messenger RNA, 2694 nt
Organism: Dictyostelium purpureum
Lineage: Eukaryota; Evosea; Eumycetozoa; Dictyosteliales; Dictyosteliaceae
Gene: spnA
Exons: 5
Coding region: 1-2694 (897 amino acids)
Biological process (GO): G protein-coupled receptor signaling pathway; protein dephosphorylation
Molecular function (GO): cation binding; protein serine/threonine phosphatase activity; G-protein beta/gamma-subunit complex binding
Source: RefSeq, a predicted model, not a curated record